This is a messenger RNA of Ceratina calcarata, 2127 nucleotides long. RefSeq names its product phosphatidylinositol-3-phosphate phosphatase (gene mtm). The transcript is spliced from 8 exons. Lineage: Eukaryota; Metazoa; Arthropoda; Insecta; Hymenoptera; Apidae. Bases 1 to 1962 code for a protein of 653 amino acids. Gene Ontology annotation, molecular function: phosphatidylinositol-3,5-bisphosphate 3-phosphatase activity; phosphatidylinositol-3-phosphate phosphatase activity. Gene Ontology annotation, biological process: phosphatidylinositol dephosphorylation. The record is from RefSeq and is a predicted model, not a curated record. Gene Ontology annotation, cellular component: membrane; cytoplasm.
AUGGAGAAGAGAGGUAGUGCCGAACUUUUAAAUGUGGAGCAAAACAAUUCGAAAAAUGCCAGUUCCGAUUCUCUCAACUCUGACAGCAAGAGCAGUUCUCUCAACUCGAAGAUAGGUCAAGAAUCGGAAAGUUGGGAUAAAGCAUCGCAUUCUAAAAGCUUUUCCUCAAGUUCUACCUCAACAGACAAUAAUAUCGUGUCCGCUUUAGAAGCGAGAAAAGACAAUCAAGUAAAAAACUUAUCCAGCGGAGAAGCAGGCCCACCGCUUUUAAAUGGGGAACGUGUGCAAGGAAUCGCUCACGAGGUGACAUACGUGUGUCCUUACUCAGGACCGGUCAGGGGCAUUCUUAGUAUAACAAAUUACAAGCUUCAUUUUCGGAGCGUCGACCGUGAGACGCCAUACAUAGUCGAAGUACCCUUGGGCGUUGUCAGUAGAAUCGAGAAGGUCGGCGGUGCGUCCAGCAAGGGUGAAAAUUCUUACGGGAUCGAAGUGUUUUGUAAGGACAUGAGGACACUGAAAUUCGCUCAUAAACAGGAGAAUCAUUCCAGAAGGGACGUCUUCGAGAAACUCCAACAAUAUUCGUUUCCCUUGUCCCAUAAAUUACCUCUUUUCGCGUUCGAGUAUUCCGAGACGUUUCCUGAGAACGGAUGGAACGUUUACGAGCCCAUAGCCGAGUUAAAACGAAUGGGUGUCAACAACGACAUGUGGAAAAUAACGAAAAUAAACGACACGUAUUCGAUAUGCGACAGUUAUCCAGCCGUAUGGGCGGUACCCGCGGCAGCGACCGACGAAGACUUGCAGGCGUCGGCAGCCUUUCGAAGCAGAGGGAGGCUUCCCGUACUUUCGUGGAUCCAUCCGGAGAGCCAGGCAACGAUAACUCGUUGCGCUCAACCGCUGGUAGGCGUCGGCGGGAAGCGUAGCCGCGAAGACGAGCGAUACGUUCAGUUGAUAAUGGAUGCGAACGCCCAAAGUCACAAGCUGUUUAUCAUGGACGCCCGUCCGAUGCCGAAUGCGGUUGCGAACAAAGCCAAGGGCGGCGGUUACGAGAGCGAAGACGCUUAUCAAAACGCGGAACUCGUGUUCCUCGAUAUCCACAACAUACAUGUAAUGAGAGAGAGUCUCAGGAAACUGAAGGAGUUAUGCUUCCCGCAAAUCGACGAGGCUAGAUGGUUCUCGGGGAUAGAGUCGACUGUUUGGUUGAAGCACAUAAAGUACAUACUCGCGGGCGCGCUGAAGAUCGUGGACAAAGUCGAGAGCCACAAGACUUCGGUGCUGGUACAUUGUUCCGACGGUUGGGACAGGACGGCGCAGCUUACAGCUCUCGCCAUGUUAAUGUUAGAUCCAUAUUACAGAACUAUCAAAGGUUUUGAAGUGCUUAUAGAGAAAGAAUGGCUCAGUUUUGGUCACAAGUUUCAACAGAGGAUCGGCCACGGCGACGAACACCACAGCGACGCGGACAGAUCUCCGGUGUUCUUACAGUUCAUGGACUGCGUCUGGCAAAUAAGUCGUCUGUUUCCCAAUGCGUUCGAGUUCAACGAACACUUCUUAAUUACUAUCCUCGAUCACUUGUACUCUUGUAGAUUUGGCACAUUUCUAUUCAGCAGCGAACGCGAAAGAAUUCAGGAACAAGUGAAACAGAAGACCGUGUCGUUGUGGUCUUACACCAACAGUCAAUUGUCGUUGUAUCAAAACCCGUUGUACUGGACCCAUCCCAAUUAUCAGGUCAUUCCGAUGCCGAUCGCCAGCAUGAGAUACAUCAAGCCGUGGAAAAGUUUAUAUUGCAGAUGGAAUCCGAGUAUGCGGCAACAGGAUCCCGUAUACCAGCGAACGAGGGAACUUCUGGUCUCGAAAGAGCAGCUCGAGAAACAGCACCAGGAAGCGCUCCGCGAACAAGCCAGCCGAGCGAAUCGAACGAUGGCGUCACCGGGGCCACCGAGGAUACAUUCCCCUGUUCAUUCAUAGCACAGUAAGGACUCCUUUUCAUCGUUCAGCGGUCUAUAGUUAUUUAUACGUGAUACUUCCUCUCUCCCCGCUCGAGCUAGUGCACGAUAUCGGUCAAACUCACUUCGCUAUGUACAAAACGCUCAUUGACGAAAGAACAAGAAUAUAAAGAACAUUUGCAGCGAC